UUUUUUAUUUUUUAUCAAGCAGCCCUAGAAUGGACCACAACUACCACAACCCGGGGCAGCAAGGCAACAACGUCUCCAGGAGACAAGAUGUAGACUCCGUCUUGGUUACCACAGAUGUGCAGAAACAAAGCGGAAGAGGGGGACUUGGAUGCCAUAGCUGUCAGCAUUGUGACAAGUCCUUUAAAACAGCUACAAAUUUAAAGAUUCAUCAAAGAGUUCACACUGGAGAAAAACCAUACAGCUGUGGCCAGUGUGGGAGAUCUUUUUCUUCUAGUAAUACCCUUAAAAACCAUCGACGCAUACACACUGGAGAAAAACCAUACAGCUGUGAACAAUGUGGGCGAUCUUUCUCUUCUAAGACUACUCUAAACAACCAUCGACGCAUUCACACUGGAGAGAAACCAUACAGCUGUGACCAGUGCAAGAGACGUUUUUCUCGGAGCGGUCACCUUAAAGGCCACCAACGCGUUCACACAAGAGAGAAACUUACUCUAAACGUAAAGUACUGGUGUGACCAGUGUGGGGCCGCAUUCACAAGUUUAGGUAGCUUCACAAUUCAUCACCGCAUUCACACCGGAGAGAAACCGUACAGCUGUGACCAAUGUGACGCAGUUUUCAGAGUAUUGGGUAGCUUCAAAAUGCAUCAACGCACACACACAGGAGAGAAGCCUUACAGCUGUGACCAAUGCGGUGCGGUUUUUGCGCAAUUGGGUAACUUGAAAAGCCAUAAACGCAGUCACACAGGGGAGAAACCGUACAGAUGCAUCCAAUGUGGCGCAGCUUUUGCACGGUCUGACUCUUUCAAAAUCCAUCAACGCAUUCACACUGGAGAUAAACCUUACAGCUGUGACCAAUGUGAUGCAGCUUUUGUCCAGUUAAAUCACUUGAAAGUCCAUCAACGCAUUCAUACCGGAGAGAAACCCUACAAAUGUAAACUAUGUGACAAAUGUUUCACCAAUCAAAGUAACCUAAAAUCCCACCAACGUGUUCACUCUGCAAAGAAAUGAGCUGCCAGUUGCCGACGAUCAAAUUGGUUUCUUAUUGGUUGGUAUUUGAAAUAUAUACAUUUUGAUACUUUGUUAGUUUUGGAAAAGUGACAGUUAACAAUAAAUAUUUUUCUUAAAUAUGAGUUUGUUUUGUUUUUUAAAGUCUUACUACUAACAUCAACUGGUGGUUAACGGAUCAUAGAUCCGUGGUUCGUAUGGGUCUACACUCAGGGAAUGCAUGCAAUCAAUUGCAAAGUUUAAUAGAUUAAUAAUAUUUUUUACUGUUGCUGUUACUUGAAUUGGCUGAUAAAUUUCUAUGAAGGGUUUCCGUGAAAAAGAUGCAGGCAACGCAAUGUUCUGUUCAUGUGAAGAUCACAUGUUAAAGUCCGGUGCUAAUACAUACCACUUUCUCA
Messenger RNA from Etheostoma cragini (Arkansas darter), 1399 nucleotides. RefSeq names its product zinc finger protein 239-like. The record is from RefSeq and is a predicted model, not a curated record. The coding region runs from base 30 to 1007 and encodes 325 amino acids. Lineage: Eukaryota; Metazoa; Chordata; Actinopteri; Perciformes; Percidae. The transcript has 2 exons.